Messenger RNA from Erigeron canadensis, 1384 nucleotides. RefSeq names its product F-box protein At5g07610-like. Bases 12 to 1235 code for a protein of 407 amino acids. The record is from RefSeq and is a predicted model, not a curated record. Gene Ontology annotation, molecular function: protein binding. Lineage: Eukaryota; Viridiplantae; Streptophyta; Magnoliopsida; Asterales; Asteraceae. The transcript has a single exon.
GUUCUCAUCCCAUGGACGAUAGUGGUAACAGAGUAUCAUCAUCCAAAAGACCGACGAUGAGAGAUGACGAUGGACAUGGAUCAGUCACUCCAUCAUCCGUAGACCAAGUGAUGGUCAACGACGACCUCGUGAUCGAGAUCUUACUCCGCUUGCCUGUUCUCACACUCAUAUUCUUCAAAUCCGUAUCGAAACGCUGGUUAUCUCUCAUCACCUCCACUGCUUUCUUCAAUCUACACCUCACCCGCUUUCCAAAUAUCCCUCCCCCGUCUGGUCUCUUUCUGCAGCAAACAAAUUCUGACUAUGACCACUUUGAACACGAUUUUGUGUCCUUGGUUAGCGGAAUCCCCCGGGGUAAGCUGAAAAAAACAUCAGCAUCCCCUUUUGUGUGUUUUGGCUCAAAUGCAAGUAAUGUGGAAGUUUUGCAGUCCUGCAAUGGUUUGGUUCUGUGUCUUAUGAGGUCUAGUGCAACUGACAAGAUUUACGUAUACAAUCCAUCCAUUAAUGUGUUUAAGAUGCUCCCACAAGUACAGCGUUUGACAUUAGAGGGUUUUUUGGACAAAUACAGAUUGGCUUUUGAUCCCACAAAAUCGCCUCACUACAAAGUACUGCGUAUUCGAGUGAAAGUCACGCGACCACAAAAUCUCUUUCCAACAUGGAUUUACUCUUCAGAAACAGGUUGCUGGAGAAUUGGUAAUACAUUUCAUUCUAGUAGGUUUCGCGGGCAUUUUGACAACGGAGUAUAUUGGAAUGAUGCAAUUAAUUGGAUUAAUGAUAGGAAUCGGGUUAUGCAUUUCAAAUUAGAUGUAGAGCAUCGAGUCAUUAUUACAAGAACACAACUCCCAGAAACUUUGCAUCGGAAAAUUCAUCCAAAGUUGUUUGAGUCUCGCGGUUGUUUGUUACUUGCUGCAAGCGAUGCCUAUCCUCAUCCCAAACGCUUGAAAAUUUAUGAGAGGAUGAAUGAGUAUUCUUGGUCAGUGAGAUACAUUAUUAAGUAUGAAGACUGUAUAGAGGCAUCCCUUAAAACCUGGAAGAUGUCUACAGUGGGGUUUCAUUUCAAUGUCCUGUUUAUGGUGGUGGGAGAAAGAGAAGAGGAAUCUUUCGUUGUGAUGGACCUACUUGGAAUGGUUGUAAAAUACAAUCUGUUGUCAAAGACUCUCCACGUGCUCUAUGGUAUUCACACAAAUUUGACUCCUAUCAGCGCCUUUCCGUUCAUUGCAUCUUUUGCUGGUGUGUAAUUCAGCUUUCUGGUUUCGGGUAUGAUUUUUCAUAUCUGAUAUUGUUCUGUCACUAUAUUAAUUAGCUGUUUUACUUAUGUUUUCGGUAACACUAUUGUUAAUAACUCAUUAUGUUGAAGCUGUUGCCCAAAAUUUGUCACAAUGUUCGU